Messenger RNA from Athene cunicularia (burrowing owl), 787 nucleotides. It is a transcript of the gene PTHLH, whose product is annotated as parathyroid hormone like hormone. Gene Ontology annotation, biological process: osteoblast development; regulation of chondrocyte differentiation; adenylate cyclase-activating G protein-coupled receptor signaling pathway. Gene Ontology annotation, cellular component: extracellular region. Gene Ontology annotation, molecular function: hormone activity; peptide hormone receptor binding. Bases 124 to 657 code for a protein of 177 amino acids. Lineage: Eukaryota; Metazoa; Chordata; Aves; Strigiformes; Strigidae. The record is from RefSeq and is a predicted model, not a curated record. The transcript has 4 exons.
CUAACCUAAAGCCCUGAGACGGCGGCUUAGCGGGCUGGGGCUGAGCAGGGCUCGGGGAGACAAACGGCCGCGCUCUUUAGCCCGAUUCAAACACGAGCGAGGUUUUAAGACCCGGAGGAUACAAUGUUCACUAAACUCUUCCAGCAGUGGAGUUUCGCCGUGUUUCUGCUGAGUUAUUCCGUGCCCUCUUACGGGAGAUCGGUAGAGGGAAUCAGCCGCAGACUCAAACGGGCUGUAUCAGAGCACCAGCUAUUGCAUGACAAGGGCAAGUCAAUCCAAGACUUACGAAGAAGAAUAUUCCUUCAAAAUUUAAUUGAAGGUGUCAACACUGCAGAAAUCCGUGCAACUUCAGAGGUUUCACCUAACCCUAAGCCUGCUACCAACACGAAGAACUACCCUGUCCGAUUUGGUAGUGAAGAUGAGGGCAGAUACCUAACUCAGGAGACAAACAAAUCACAGACCUACAAGGAGCAGCCCCUGAAGGUAUCGGGGAAGAAAAAGAAAGCAAAGCCUGGAAAACGUAAGGAACAAGAGAAGAAAAAGAGGCGAGCCCGCUCGGCUUGGCUAAAUUCUGGCAUGUAUGGAAGCGAUGUGACCGAGAGCCCACUCUUGGACAACUCUGUUACUACACAUUAUCACACUUUAAGGAGGCGCUGACAUUUUCAGCAAGAGAUUUUUGGAAGACGUAUUGCAGUAUUCUGUAAUAGUGAACGUAUGGGAAGUAUUAAAAUAUUUAUUACCUGUAAAUAUUGUAAAUGCUCAGAAUAAAACCUUUUUCCCCCAUUGC